Orbicella faveolata is the source of this 2925-nucleotide messenger RNA. Its product is annotated as kinesin-like protein KIF25. Gene Ontology annotation, molecular function: microtubule motor activity; microtubule binding; ATP binding. Lineage: Eukaryota; Metazoa; Cnidaria; Anthozoa; Scleractinia; Merulinidae. Gene Ontology annotation, biological process: microtubule-based movement. Gene Ontology annotation, cellular component: microtubule cytoskeleton. The record is from RefSeq and is a predicted model, not a curated record.
UGGUUGCAUUUUCUGGUUGUCAAAGAAAGAUAGACGCGAUGGUUACGUUGUUCGGUGGUUAAAAUGCCCUGUAUUUUGCACUGACUUUAUAUAUUCACCUCAGUCUCUUCUGCAAAAGAUAUAAAAUGCCGGAACUGAGUGAUCAACAGUUGAAGGACCGGGUGCAGAAAUUAGAAAAUUUGUUAAGGGCUCGAGAGGAGAGGAUCGUAGCACUUGAGACAGAAAAUGCAAUGCUAUAUCUCAAACUGGCGCAGUGUCAAGGGUCUGUCCGAUCUUGCCGACAUGAGUCAACACACUACAGACGCUUGUUUGAUGAGGAGAAGGGUUAUAGAAAGAAUUCUUUGCAGACACUGAGAAACUCUAGUGAUAAAUUACAGGAAGUCAAAUUAGAACUACAUGACUUGAGAAAGAAAGUAAAAGCCCUUCCUGAACUAUUGUCUCAAGAAAUGGACAAGACAACAAAACUCACUGAUCAGUUUGGCUCCAAGAAAAUGUCCAGCAUGGAAGGACUUCAAUCCAAGCUUCUUAAGACAGAAAUGGAAAUGGUUGAAUUCCGUCAAAGGUACAUCAAGGAGAAGUCUCGGAGAAUGACAUUACACAACACUCUUGUAGAAAUUCGAGGAAACAUCAGGGUUCACUGCAGACUGCGUCCAUUAAUAAGCCGGCUGGACUCUCCUGGUGACGAGGAGUCCCUCGGUCGAGAAGGAACCCCUUCGGAAAGAGUCGUGGAUCUUCUAGACGAAGAAAAACUCAUGGUGAGGCCUACCAAGCCGGUUGGUGGUCAGAUGCAGAGAAAGGAGUUUGAAUUUGAGAGAGUUUACAGCCCUGAUACUGAUCAACAGUCGCUGUUUGAAGAUGUAGCGCCUCUACUGACCUCAUUAUUAGAUGGAUACAACGUGUGUAUCAUGGCGUAUGGACAGACCGGAUCUGGUAAGACACAUACCAUGCUUGGCAGUCACGACCUGGACAUGGAGAUUGAUUCUGAGUCGCUGAAUAAAGAUGAAGGGAUCAUACCACGGUCAGCCAAAGAGAUGUUCAGAUUAAUCUCCGAGCGGGAGAAUCCCGAGGAAAGCUACGCUCUGGAAAUGUCUGUGUGCGAGAUUUAUAACAACGAAGUUCGGGAUCUCCUGGCUGGAAAGAACGCUUCUAGGCUUGAUAUUGUAACAAGCAGUGAGGGAGCGACCGAGAUUCCGUCUCUUGUAACCAGAGCUGUAUCCACGGUGCAAGAAGUUAUGGCGCUUGUUUACUACGGCAUGCAACGCCGACACGAAGAUGCCACGAUGGUGCAUGCGCAUUCCAGCCGCUCUCACCUGAUUGUGCAGUUAACUAUCUACACUAUCACCCAAGCGAAACCGAGCUCAUCAUCGUCACUGUCAAGUGAUGCCGCACCCUCGCCCCCAGGCACCCCGACAAGAUCACGGCGAACAUUGCCCCAACCGUCAGCUGGGCACAUUAGUAGAUCUCAGUCUCCCGCGCCCAGAAGUAAAGCUGCCACUAGACGUUCAAGGUCUCCAGCGCCCGGCACAGCUGCUGCUGCUCGGUCCAGAUCUCCUUCUCCGACUCGGAACAACAAUUCCUCAACUAACGGAAAUCAGAGUCAGAGUGUCAAGACCAAGCUACAGCUUGUCGACUUAGCUGGAAGUGAAUGUGUUGGCAUGUCUGGGGUAACUGGCGCUGCAUUAAGAGAAACAUCACAUAUUAACAAAAGUCUGAGUGCCUUGGCGGAUGUGUUAGGAGCACUGUCUGAGCACCGCCCACACAUACCUUAUCGUAACACCAGACUCACGCACAUGCUACAGGAUACUAUAGGUGGCGAUGCAAAGCUUCUGGUCAUGCUCUGCGUAUCUCCUGCCCAGCGGUUCCUCACAGAAACGCUGCAGUGUCUAGGCUUCGGAUCACGUGCUCGUCAGGUGGCUCGCGGUAAAACACAGAAACGACGGCCCACCUCAUUUGUUCCUAAUAACCUGACGAUAGAUGUCAGUCAAGUUGGAUCAUCCUCUUUAAGGGGUAAUGGAAAUUUGUCUCCAAGAAUCUUGGAUCUCCGCGGUGGUGGUGGCCGUCGCAAGUCAGGCUUUAAUUUCGGGGAUUGAUAAGUACUUUGGUUGUCUGAUCCACGACUUUCUCAGAAGAGCGGUCUUUAAUCCACUGCUGGACUGAUGCAUCACGAGUCUACUCUUUUGUGUCCCACGUGAUCUACUUCUCUUACAUAGAUACGAUUGUUGACCACGUGACAAAGGCCUACGUAUCACGUGAUUCAUUUUGAAGUAGAGAUUGCGAACACUUUCGUUCUUACGAUGCUGAUACAAAUAUGUUGAAAACAUCUCAGGAGUUACGGGGUAAAGCAGCUUAAACACAAAGUUUACAGAGUUUACUUUUGGUAGUUUAAUACCGGUGAAAGAAUUUGUAAAUCUUUUCGGCAUUCUCAUUCUUACACCCUAGCCACGCUGGUGUAAAUAGUCAACUCGUCUAGUUUGAAUUGUUUGCAACUCUAUUUUUACUAUACAAAAUUAUGCCCCUAAAAUCCAUUUUCAAAGGGGGAAGUGGGGUAUAUUAUUGAUUUGCCGAAGCAACAGGGAAAGCUUUCUUGUCAAAUAAAAUGGAGAGAAUCAAAUUGUUUGGCAACACCAUCAUGGCUGUCGUGACGUCAGGCGAGAGUUCUUACUUAAUAAGGCGACGCUUCCUUUUUCCUUUUUUUUGUUACUGUAUAGUCCUAUGCAUCCACUACAUUGAGUCAUUAAAAAACGUCCCAUUAUAAGUAAUGUUAACUUUGAUUUCAUGUCGGUUUAGUUGAGAGAGAUGUUCAAACUCUCGUCGCGUACUGAUCAUUUUUUGCAGACAGUUGUACAAAACGUAAUAUGUUGACCACAAAUUAAUAAACCAUGUUAGACAAGAAAGUGAAUAAAAUCACCAAUACUUCUCGGAUGA